Molecule: messenger RNA, 2817 nt
Organism: Amoebophrya sp. A25
Lineage: Eukaryota; Dinophyceae; Syndiniales; Amoebophryaceae
Source: the annotation of a GenBank genome assembly
GUGAAAUCGCAGUUGUAUGUGUUCAUCACAAAAUCUGUUGCGAUACACAGAUGAGAGGCAAACCGAACUAAGUCUGUUUUGAGGGAGCGUGUCAAUUUGCUACUUAGUCUAGGUUCCCAUCAUCAUACCCAUGCCGUCAAAUUUUGCAUCUAAUUUCAGUGUCCGCAAUUGGCGUUGCGAGCUCUGGUUGCGAAUUUGCUUUUGGUUUUUCUGAAUCUCUAGCUAGCCUCAUCUUUCUCCCAAAUUCGUUAGCUGAAUGAAAGCAUGCGCCGCCGCGAACAAUCUCGAACUCGAUAAAAUAAAAUAUAAGACAGCUGUGCUUUGUUUUGUCUAGAGUUUGUCGUAUGAUUGCAUGAUGGUUCUUGCAGCUGCACUGUCUAUAGUUCCUUUACAUGGACUUUCGUUCCUUCACCAUUUUACAUCGUUUUUGGUACAGCCACAUACAUGAGCAUCCAAGAUGUCGCGGCUUAUGCCCAUCAACAAAAUCGGCCUGAAUGGCAAGUACCAAAGGUUGCCGCCCACCAGCGUGAAAAACAACAUCGACUUGAAGAAGUCGAUGCAGCAUGGCGAGGGCACGGUGUAUCUGGCAGAUAAAGGAUUGUGGUAUAAUCACAAGACGCAGUUUUACUACGACCCAGUAAAGGAGCUGUGGCACGACCCGAAAUCCGGCCUUUGGAAUCAACCGGGAGAGCCAGAUUGGUUUCAGCUAGGUAAUUUGGUAACUCUGUUGUAAGAACUACUGUUUCGUCCCUUGUUUUUGCUGCGGUAGAAGGAAAAGUGUGAUGGUUGCCUAGUUGAUUAAGAAAAGUACAACUUGCGUUGGAGGUUGUUACCGUGCUAUGCUAGUUUUGCUUCGUCCCAAUCCCUAUGACAAUUGUGAUAGCCUCGGCUACUUUGCAGCCAAUGAAACAAGUCAAAAUGAUUGUAGUUGUUGUAAAUCUCUCCUCUACGUCCUACUCGCAGAUGCCAACGGCGACCCGCCACCAUUCGAGGAGCGCGAUCCCGUAGUAGAAACGAUUUACAUUGACGAAGAAGGAAACUUCGAAGAUGAGCAGGGUAAGCUAGUCUACAUCAACACCUACGGCUACUUCCAGCAUUUCAAUGGCAAUGUGAUAGAACAGUACAAGUUCGCUCCGCGUUAUCAUGCAGAGAGUCCGCGACAUCCACUGAAAGACGAGGUUCCGAUCGACUACAUCUUCUGCUUCAAGGACAAGCUGACAGGGGAGGUGAACUACACGACGGAAACGGGAGCGCCGGUAAAUGCGCUGGGUAGUGGCAAGUACGCCCUCGCCUUUGAUGGGAGUCCGAUCCUGAGGGCGGUGCUGAUAAAAAACACACUACCGGACUGCAUAAAGAACCCGGUAGCGGCACCGACUUUCUGGGACGAUGUGGAGAACAAGAAGAAAGACGACGAAGGCGAAGACGGCAGCAACGCAGAUUCCGUUCCUGCGUCAGGCGACGCGGAUAGCGCAGAUAAGAAGGCUAGCUUACCAGACGAUGCCGGUGGUAGCACAGCGAAGAGCGCAGCAGCAAGUAGUCCUGUCACUGGAGCUGCGCAGAGUCCGCAAGUUUCACCUGGCGCGAAAGCGAGUAGUCCAGGAUCACCGCAGUCGAGUGUGGAUCGACGGCGGGCGCCAGACAAGGCAUAUUCUCCAGAUGCAUACCGGGAGCAGGCUGAGCACGAGGAAGCACUGCAUAAGAAGCACUUGGAGACUCUUAAGGUGCCCAAAGUCGGGGCGUUGUCAUCUAAACAGCGGCCCAUUGCGCGCACCAAACUCGAUACGGUGCAGGAUAUUAUCAAACACAUGAAAAACGGCGACUUGACGAAAUACGUCGAAGAAGAUGAAGUAAGCGAAAUCUUUCGUCGCGCCAACAUUCCCCAGAAACGGUUACCUUUUCGGCGUCCGCCAGCGCAAAAACCCACGUUGAUUUACGACCACUCCCGCAAACAGGGCAGCAACACCACCGCCUCCAGGCCUGCGUGCAUGAAUUUCUAUCACGGCACCUGCAAACGUGGUGAUACGUGUUAUUGGCGACACGACGAGAACCCCGAUCGUCCCGGCAAACCCCAUCAGGAGAACAAGAUUUAUUUCGAGCUGCUCGACUGCCCGAAAAAGCACGGCGUCGUGUUCGUGAAGAUGUUUCCGAAGGCGGGCUACGUCUGCGACAUCUGCGGCAAAGCCAUUGAGCGCUACUCGAAUAUAUACCAGUGCAGGCACGACUUCUGCAACUUUGACUGUUGUCCUGCGUGUGCAAACGGCGCGCGCACGAUUCGCUGCAUCGGCCAGAGAGACAUGUGGGACGAAGCACAGAUUUGCAUGGAGGUUGACGCGGCGCAACAACAACAGGAUCUGCUUGCUGAGCAGGAACGAAAAGCUGCCGAAGAAGCCGAAGCAGAAAGAAUACGCAUAGAAAACAUGGUCCCAGAGGUAGACGAGUUCGCAGACUUACGAUUGUUUUGAUCAUGAUUGGCAUGAGGAUGCUAGUACAAACAUGAAGGUGAUUGAUUGCACGGACAAGUUGCACAGAAAAAUAGCAAAGGAUCGCGGAAUUAUCUCUACAAAUCCCACAGUUAGGGACUACACUUCAAUAGAACGCUGAAAACAAACAUGUACUCAUAGAUUUUGGUCAAUGAACUUCAGGGGCAAAUGUAAAAAAUAAGAUCAAACACUUUGGGAUUUUCAUUCAAUGUACAGAGUUUGUUGAAGGGAUCUUCGGGAAAAUAUCUCCAGGAAACUGUAUAGGUAUACUAAACUGGUUUGCGAUUUUUACGGAAAUUUUUUGCGAUUUUUUUCCUGGUCUCCAGGAAACGCAUAU